GGAGCCCGCGCGCUCCCGCCUGCUGGGGGAGGGCGGACAGGGCGCGGGGGACCAGACAGGCCGCGGCGGGCGCUGUUUCUCUUUCGCUUUCCCGGGCUCGGAGGCGGGCGCGCCGGCGGGCUGAGGAGCGGCGGCGGCCGCUGGGUAUGAAAAAGCAGGACAGCCAAAAGGAGUGAUGCUCAGUGACCUGUACUCAGGCCGGAUGCUCCAGCUUCGGGACACCUACAGGAACACUGCACUAGCUCCUGGGACCAGCUUUUCAUCCCCUUAGUGCUCCUCUGCUUGAACUGCUCAAGCCAGCUGACCACGAAUGGCUACCCAAAGGAAACACUUGGUAAAGGACUUCAACCCUUACAUCACCUGCUCCAUCUGUAAAGGAUACCUGAUCAAGCCCACCACGGUGACAGAAUGCCUCCAUACGUUCUGUAAGACCUGUAUUGUCCAGCACUUUGAAGACAGCAAUGAUUGUCCAAGGUGUGGCAACCAAGUUCAUGAAACAAAUCCAUUAGAAAUGUUAAGGCUGGAUAACACGUUGGAGGAAAUUAUCUUUAAAUUAGUGCCUGGACUACGAGAACAAGAACUUCAGCGUGAGUUGGAAUUUUGGAAGAAAAAUAAACCUCAGGAAAAUGGGCAAGGCCCAGUGUCCAAGUUUCUACUCGGAGACCCAGAUGAUAUUUCAAAGGUUGACAAAUCUAGAGCAGAUGAAGAAGGUGAUGAAAACCAAGAUGAUAAGGACUAUCAUAGAAGUGACCCGCAAAUUGCUAUCUGUCUGGACUGUUUACGAAAUAAUGGACAGUCAGGGGACAACGUAGUGAAGGGUCUCAUGAAGAAAUUUAUUCGCUGUUCUACACGAGUUACUGUAGGAACUAUUAAAAAGUUUCUAAGUUUAAAACUAAAACUUCCAAGUUCUUAUGAGUUGGAUGUGCUGUGCAAUGGUGAAAUUAUGGGAAAGGAUCAUACUAUGGAAUUCAUCUAUAUGACAAGAUGGCGACUAAGAGGAGAAAAUCUUUGCUGUCUGAACUGUUCAGCCUCGCAAGUCUGCUCUCAGGAUGGCACUUUGUACCAGUCGUACCCGAUGGUAUUGCAGUAUCGACCAAGAAUUGAUUUUGGGUAGGCCCAGCCCAGGCUGCACUGAAUGAAUCCUGCACUAUUUGUUUACUCGUCAACAGAUUGCACAGUGAAUGCUGUGUGGACUUGAGAGACACAAUCUGAUUUCAGCAUGCACAUAAGGCCGUUGUCUGUCUCUAAGUUGUCAGUGUCCUUCAUGUUCUGUCUAUUAGGAGCGAUCCAAGUGCCCUUCUGCUACUGACCAUCUGCAUAAGAUACUCGUGCCGUCUCCUCCUCGGUGUGCAAGGUGCGGCUGAAGUGAGUUAGGUAUCCAGCCGUGUCUCUGCUCUCUCAGUGUUCCGCUUGCCUGUUGCAAGAUUGUUCUAAUGUUAAUUACACUAGUAAAAUGGCUCAGUCCUUGUGGUGUUGCAGUUUUCACAUACUUAAUACUUUUAUUCUUAUUAAAAUAGAGUACUGUACAAGAACCUAGUAUAAUUAUAUCUUGAAAUUAUUUUGUAUAAGAAUAUAUUUAGAAAAGUGGUUUCUGAGCCACUGUCCUAUUCUUGGUAAACUUUUAUGUAAAAAAGAAUAAACAACCAAAAAAAAAAAACCAAAAUGCCAGCUUUUUCUUGAGUGUGCAAAUCUUUUGUGAAGAAUUCCAGUUAUUUUUUGACCAGAGCACAUUGCAGUUGGAGAUGUCCUAAACGUCUGGGUAGUCUACCAUUGCACAGGAAAUUGCUUUAGGCCUUCAUGUUGAAACAUAUGUCACUUGGACAACUGAAGUUCAAAAUGUUGGCAGCUGAUCAUAUUGACUUCUAAUAAAAUAAAUGUGUAAGUACAUUAAUGUUUGCUACUGUCUUAGGCAAGUGAGUGCUGUCUAGCCAAUGUUGUGUGUACAUCAUUGUAUCAUUGGCAUUUUAUGAAAGCAUUGCUUUUUCAGUUGGUCUUAGGUAUGUAUUGUGGAAUGUGGAGGGUUAUAGAAGAUGACUUUAAAUACUAGGAUUUUUAGAUAACAUUUACCCUUUUAUGGACUUCCAAACAAUCUCAGAUUGUUAGCUGCAUAUCACAUUUCCAAACCAUAUACACAAAACAAAAUAAACACCAUAUAGUAGAUAAAUAUGCUAACCCAAACUAGUGGUUUGGGGAUACUGUUAUUUUAAAUACUGUAAUAACCAGGGGAUGUGGGGUUAUUGUUUUAACUGAGUUCAUUAAAAGUGAGUGGAUUAGAAGUCAGAACUAUGCUGCUGCCCUUGAUGUUGGCAGUUUGGUUUAGUCUUCAUUCAUUUUGAAAUUAGCCUGCAAGUCAAACUCCCCUAAUACCUUACUACAUGAAAAGCCUUUUAGAUCUUGUAAAAUACAUAGUUGUUUCAAAACAGGAAAAGAAAACUGGACUAUGUCUGCUGGUUGCUUUGAAAUGAGCUGAGUUCUGAGAGAAAGAGGGAAGUUGGACAAAUGGCAAGUUUUAGAACUCUGCUAAGAGCACCGUGGGUGGGGUCCACAGGUCGGCUUUCUCACCCUGAACACGGGUGUUCGUGUUCUUCAGUAAAAUAUUUCACAAGUUAGUGCUUCUGAGUUCCAGAGUACUUCAUAGAAAUGGACAUGGUACGGCUCUGAGAAGUGCACAGAAUGUAGUUCCGUCUUGGUUUAUUUCAUAAUAUAAAAGACUGGAAAUUUAUUAUUAUUUUUCCUUAUAUUUUUUUCAAGUCAAAAAGUUUGUAUUCAAGUUGCUGCAUUAGAAGGCCACAGCAAUUCCUUAACUUCAUCUUGUUGGAUCAGAUGUUUCUGGAAGAACUCACGAGCAGGAUUUAAAAGGAAUUUGAUUUACUCUAAAAUGUAGAGAAAGCCAUAACACUUGACAAAAAAAACUGAAUUUAUUGUCUAACUACAGCAAUUAAUUUUGGUGUCUUACAAAACCUAAUUCCUAGUUAUCCUUAAGAAAAUGUUAAAGGUCUUACAAUUCAUCACAUUCAGAUGAAUGUGUUUUACAUAUGAAGGUCAAUUUUAAUUAUGUCAAAAUCAGUUUUGAAAGCCACUUGCUAAGAGUUGGUUAUUUGGCUCCUCAACCAAAAUUUAAGGCCAUGGGUGAAUUUUAUAUACAAGGUCUCUUUAAAUUUUGCUUGUUGCCUGAUCACAUGUAAUGACGAUUUUCCAAGGAGUAUGUAGGAAACAGCAAUCAGGAUGCAGUUUUAUAACAGUUCCUUUAAUGUUACUGCAUGGACGUUUUCACUGAGAUGCAGUAGACUAGGUGCCAAAGCAUAGCAUUAAGGCCAUCUGGAGUCCUAAGGGAGGGAACCUGAGUAGUGAGUAAUGUGUUGCUAGUGGAAUUGGGCUGCUUCAGCCUCCCUCAUCUGCUAUACUCACCAAGUGUGCAGCACUUUCUUGUCUGGUGUGAUAUGCACUGAACUCCACUCUGUUAUCCUUGUCUGGAACCCACAAACAAGCACUGUAGCCAGCAUUACAUAUUCAGGAUUGCUAACAGCACCCCCCCCCCGAAUAAAUCUACAGUAAUAACUAUCUGAAUCUAUAAACA
Molecule: messenger RNA, 3577 nt
Organism: Mus pahari (shrew mouse)
Lineage: Eukaryota; Metazoa; Chordata; Mammalia; Rodentia; Muridae
Gene: Pcgf5
Product: polycomb group ring finger 5
Exons: 11
Coding region: 311-1114 (267 amino acids)
Biological process (GO): regulation of transcription by RNA polymerase II
Cellular component (GO): PRC1 complex
Source: RefSeq, a predicted model, not a curated record